AUGACUGAAAGCAAGCAGCAGGCUUUGCAUAUUCUGUUGAACGUGGAGGGGCUGGAAGUGGCGCUUGAAAUUCUUGGCUAUGCCUUUGAUUAUGACUUUGUCCCGGCUAUUGGGGCGGCAGGGGGAGUUCUAGUGGCCUGGCUGAGGGACCGCUGGGUAGUUUCUGCAGUCACUAAGGGCAGGUUCUCCAUCUCUAUUCAGGUCGCUGAGGUUGGCUCCACCUUCGGACCGUGGUGGCUCAUAGUGGUUUACGGACCUCAGUUGGAUGCUGACAAGGUUGCUUUUCUGGCUGAACUCUCACAGUUCAGGGUAAACGCGGCUGGUCCUUGGUUCUUGUGUGGUGAUUUCAACACGAUCCACCGAGCUGAAGAUAAGAACAAUGAUCGGCUCGAUCGUCGUUGCAUGAGGAGGUUCAGGGGCUUUCUUGAUAGGUUACAGCUGGCUGAGGUCGAGCUGUCGAGGCGAAAAUUCACUUGGUCGAGUGGACGUGAUCGGCCAACCCUGGAAAGGCUAGACAGGAUGUUUGCUUCGGCGGACAGGUUCGUCGAGUUUCCGCGUCACGUUCUAAGCCCUCUUUCUUCGGAUUGUUCGGAUCACUGCCCCCUGUUGCUGACCCUGCUGUCGCUAGGGGGUGCCAAGCGCAGAUUUCGGUUUGAAGCCUUCUGGGUGCGUAUCCCGGGCUUUGUUGAGGUCGUCUCGGCAACGUGGGCAGUCGCGGUUCCGGAGGCUGAUCCCUUCAGGGUGUUAGAUCAGAAGUUGCGUGCAGUCACGCAGGAGCUCAGGGGGUGGAGUUCUGCGAAGGUUGGGAGUAUCCAGUUACAGCUUGCGAUGACCCGUGCGAGGUCCAAAAGGCUGGAUCUAGAGGUGCUUGGGCUGCCAUCGUUGGACCUCUCGGCACUGGAAGUGACCUUUUCUAAGCAGGAAGUCUGGGCUGUGAUCAGAGAGCUACCUAAUGACAAGGCUCCCGGACCCGACGGGUUCACAGGCAGAUUUUACAAGGCGGCCUGGGCCACAAUCAAAAGUGACGUGCUGAACGCGUUCAAUGCCUUCUGGGCCAAUGAUUUCAGAAGCCUCAACCACCUCAAUGAUGCACUUUUGAUCCUGUUAAGAAAGAAAGAACAAGCUGAAUUGAUUAGGGACUUUCGGCCCAUUAGCCUCAUCCAUAGUUUCGGGAAGCUAGUCACCAAGUGCCUGGCCAAUCGGCUGGCCGGGGUCCUUCAUCACUUAGUGCAGGUCAACCAGAGCGCCUUCAUCAAAGGGAGAUGUUUGCAUGACAACUUUCGCCUGGUCCAGCUUACCUGCAUGGCGCUGCACAGGGCGUGCAGGUCCUGCAUCCUUUUGAAGGUUGACAUAGCCAGGGCUUUUGAUUCAGUGGAUUGGGUGUUCCUCUUGGAGGUGCUCUCGCAUUUGGGUUUUGGCCAGCGGUGGAGGGACUGGAUCUCUGCAAUCCUUGCUACUGCUAGUACUCGCAUCCUGCUGAAUGGGCAGCUAGGGAGAAGAAUUUGCCAUGCUCGGGGCCUGCGGCAAGGAGACCCGUUGUCGCCAAUGCUCUUUAUCCUGGUCAUGGAAGCGCUGAAUCAUUUCUUGCGGUGGGCGGAGCAGCAAAGUUUGUUAACGCCGGUGGCUGGUGUCGUGGGCUCCAGGGUCAGCCUGUACGCUGACGAUCUUGUGAUCUUUCUUGCGCCUUCUGAGCAGGACCUGUGGACAGUGAGGACUGUUCUCCAGAUUUUUGGCUCGGCCUCUGGUCUGUUCGCCAACCUAGAAAAGAGCAAGGCCACGCCUAUCCACUGCAGCGAGCAGGAUAUGGAUCUAGUCACGCAGAUUCUGCAAUGCCAGACCGAGCAGUUCCCAACUCGCUAUCUGGGGGUCCCUCUGUCAGUGAGAAAGCUUAAAAGAGCUGAUGAGCAGCCGCUGCUGGACAGGGUGGCCGGUCGAAUACCUGGUUGGAAAGGGCAGUUGCUCAAUCAAGCGGGAAGAACGGCACUGGUCAAGGCCACCCUUUCGGCCAUCCCGGUGCACACUUCCAUUGCGUUGUGCCUAUCACCGUGGGCCGUUUCCAUGAUUGAUAAACUCCACCGUGCGUUCAUUUGGACGGGCUCGGAUUCAGUGAUUGGUGGACGGUGCAAGGUGGCAUGGCCACGCGUCUGUAGACCCAAAGAGCUUGGGGGCCUCGGCGUCACUGACCUCAGGCGCGCUGGAGUGGCCCUACGUGUGCGAUGGGUGUUGAGCGAUCGUCUCAAUGGCCGACUGCUGGCAUCUAACGAACCCAUGGCUUUGGCUCUUUUUCAGGCAGCAACGGUUUUCCGUCUGGGGAAUGGACGGUCCACGUUCUUCUGGACCGAUCGGUGGUUAAACGGGUCCAGCGUGCAGAUGUUGGCGCCGACUGUGUUCCGUUCUGUCAAUGCAAGAAAGAAGAAGUCCACGGUGGAGGAGGCGCAGCAGAACUUUGCUUGGGUUAGGCAUAUUCAGGGGCCGACAACUUUGCAGCUGCUAGUCGAGUUUGCACAGCUUUGCGACGUUCUGGAACAGGUGCAACUUUCCUCGGAGCCAGAUACCUUCGUCUGGAGGUUCUCUGGUGAUGGAGCGUACUCGACGGCUUCCGCUUAUGGGGCGAUGUUCCUGGGUUCCUCACCAAUGUUGGGGGCCAAAGAAUUUGGAAGACAGCCGCACCGCUGA
This is a messenger RNA of Sorghum bicolor (sorghum), 2676 nucleotides long. RefSeq lists its product as uncharacterized. The coding region runs from base 1 to 2676 and encodes 891 amino acids. The transcript has 3 exons. NCBI's taxonomy places the organism in Eukaryota, Viridiplantae, Streptophyta, Magnoliopsida, Poales, Poaceae. The record is from RefSeq and is a predicted model, not a curated record. Gene Ontology annotation, molecular function: catalytic activity.